Pomacea canaliculata is the source of this 18117-nucleotide messenger RNA. RefSeq names its product protein capicua homolog. Gene Ontology annotation, biological process: regulation of transcription by RNA polymerase II. Gene Ontology annotation, cellular component: nucleus. NCBI's taxonomy places the organism in Eukaryota, Metazoa, Mollusca, Gastropoda, Architaenioglossa, Ampullariidae. The transcript has 21 exons. Bases 4 to 6606 code for a protein of 2200 amino acids. The record is from RefSeq and is a predicted model, not a curated record. Gene Ontology annotation, molecular function: DNA-binding transcription factor activity, RNA polymerase II-specific; RNA polymerase II transcription regulatory region sequence-specific DNA binding.
AACAUGAGGUACAAGAAAGGAGAUGUUGUUUCAACACCUAAUGGGAUAAGAAAGAAGUUUAAUGGGAAACAGUGGCGCCGGCUGUGUUCUAAAGAAGGGUGCACCAAGGAAUCCCAGCGACGAGGCUUCUGCUCUAGACAUCUGUCUUUGAAAGGCAAGGGCUUGAGGCAGGCUCCAUCAUUUCCUGGAUGCCGAAAAGGCGAAUUGAAAGAAGGACAGAUAGAGUGGGCCACAGAAUCGAGAGAGACAGAAUAUGACCCUGAGAGGCAGCAUUCUCGUUUUGAGAUGGAUGAAACAGAGGCAGCAAACAUGCUGGUCUGCCUUGGAAAUUCUAGAUCAACUACCCCUGCAUUCUCUCCAACCCCCUCACAGAAUCCGGUGUCGCCAAGAAUUGUACAGGCUCAGUCCCCUACAGCCAUAUACCGUCCCACUUCUUUCACUCCAAUCUCGCCCCACACAAGCCCACAGGUUCCACAAAGCUUCAUCACCUCUCCACAAAAGAGCUGGGGACCAGCCCCCACAAAGUCCCCAGGCUCGUCAUCUGACCACAUGUCACAUCUUGGUUCACGGUUCCCUUCAGUCUCAGGGAUACCUGCCUUUCAGUCCCAUAUCAUUUCUGAUACGAUGGUAGCCAAACCACGUAGCAUCUCCCUGACCAAGCAGGAUUCUGGGCGAAGCGAAGACUCUGGUGUUGAUGUUCUGACCCCAAAGACUCCAGUGUCUAAAGUGAUCGUUAGUCCUGGAAGUGUUUUUGGCCAGGCCAUGCAGACUGGCGCUGUGCUGACCUCACCUAUCCAACAGCGCUUGUCUGGCCAGGGAGAUCACUCCACGUUAGUCAAGCAGCUGCAGUCACAUAGAAUUGCAGACCAUGGUAGACAAACCUGCAUUGAGCAGAUACCUGAAUACUUGACAGUUGGCAGAGGUCAUCAUCCUCUGGAAAGGACACAUUCAUACCCGCCACAAGAACUAGAAGCAAGGCAGGAAGGACCAAUGUCUUACACAGCACAUAUGCCGCCGGGCAGCAGGAUUCUUAGCAGCAAACAGGGUGACCUUGGUGUUGGUCGUCCCAUUCUUGUUCGUGCCCACACCCAUGAGCAGGAAGACAUGCCAGUGGCCCUUGUCCGUCAGGAAAUGGAAGGACAGUUCUUGGAGCACAUGGCUGAAGUGAACAAAACUUUGCGUGGGGAAGAGGAUAUGUCAUACAGGCAGCCUGCCGUUGUCAUGGGAUCAGGUCCCUCCCUGCAGGAGGUGCAGCAGAGCAUGCUGGAAGCCAGUCCUUUGAGAGGAAGUCCAGACAACAUCCAUCCUGCCAUGUCCUCCUCACAACAAAAAACAGAAAAAGAGGGUGGCUUACACAAAAUAUACCCUUGGCACAGCCUGGUACCCUUCCUCAACAACACCACCCAACCCAUGCCCCUACAGCAGGCUCCGCCCCCUUCAGCUAGUCCAGUCCCUAAGUACAAGCAGGCCUCACCAAGGGGGAGUCAGUCGGAUCGGCUGUCCACAGCUGGUGAUGGAGGGCUGAAGCUGGAUGACGAUGUUGGCUGUGAUCCUGAUGAUGAUGAUGUGUUUGAACCUGUUGUGGAGUCAUCAAAGAAAGCUCCCAAGUCACCAACAAAGAGACGUACACAGUCACUAAGUGCUCUGAAAGACAAAGAAGAGAACAGGGCUUUGAGAAAGAAGGAUAAAGAUCACAUCCGUCGCCCCAUGAACGCCUUCAUGAUAUUCAGCAAGCGACACCGGGCAAUGGUACACCAGCGGCAUCCAAACCAGGACAACCGUACCGUGAGCAAGAUAUUGGGCGAGUGGUGGUAUGCUUUGGAGCCCAAACAGAAGCAGCUUUACUAUGACUUGGCUUCCCAGGUGAAGGAAGCCCACUUCAAGGCUCAUCCUGACUGGAAGUGGUGCUCAAAGGAUCGCAAGCGGUCAUCCACUGUGGCCACGUCCCUUAAGCAGCAUUCUAGGCUCAGUUCAUCGGGUGAUGCUGUUGAUGCUGAAACAACAGAGAAGUUGGAUAGUCCAGUGCUGGUUAAACAGUCUAGCAUCGAUGAUGUGUUUGAUGACCCUGUGCCACUUGCAAGCAUUCGCCCUCACAGCCUCUCUUCAUUUUCACGUGAAGAUGAGGGCAGCGCCUUUGUCCCCACCAAAGCAUUUUUAAAGCGAGAAAGUGGUGCAAGUCUGACAGAGCCUCUGUCAAGAGAAAGGCUUGUAUCGGAUAGCUGCCUGCAGCUUCCUUCAACAUCCCAUACUUCAGCCAACCAGAAUCAUUCUCCCUUGUCCGGAGGUGCACGAGAACUUGCUGGGCCAGUGCCCACCAGCAGGUCGCAGCUUAUAGCUCAUCAUGCCUACCGCACUUCACAGUCCAAGGGAGAGGAGGAUGACAGCGAUGAUGAGAAAAUGGUUAUAUGCGAGGAGGAUGACAAUAACAGUGAAACUGAUGGCAUAGAUCUUAACUGCAAAGAACAUGUGUCAGACAGUGCAACUGACAGUGAGGCAGAAGAUAACGUCUUGAUCGAAAACAAGGCUUUCCCUCAGCAGAGGUUCUCACCUGUAAUGAAACAGAUCGGGUCAGUGGACAUUGCUCACCGCCCACAGCCAAUCAGAAGGAUGCCUCACUCGGAGUCCACUCAGGUCCUCAUGCAUUCAGAGUCCACUAAAUUGUCUGGCAUUGCAGCAGCAGUGAAGGAUGCUCUGGACCCUCUGUCGCUCCCACGGCCUUCAAGCACAGGUUCAAGCUUCCAACCCAUUGGAGCCUUCCGUGCCAAGCUGAAAGAUAUGCAGUCCAUGAGUGCAGAAAGCGAGAACAUUCAAAAUGAAGAGAAGAUGGAAAUGAGGAAGACCUCUUUCUCCACUUCCUCAGUGCCUGGAUUGGUGGCUGCAGCCUCAGCAGCUGUGCCUCUGGCCAUGGUGUCGGGCGUUACAGGAGGCGGACGGGUCCAGUAUGUCCAGCAGACUCCUGUGAAAGUGGGCCCCAUGACAAUCCACAACAUCACCAUGAUGCAGGAACAACAGCACCUUAUUGUCUCCUCCGACACACAAACCACGCUGGGCUGCCACAACUCAAACGGGCCCAUUCUGGGAAAAAUUUCCAAAGGUAUGGGACGUGUCAACUCACAGCGCAUAGCUCCUCAUCAGCAGCACCACCAGCAGCAACAGCAACAGCAGCACCACCACCUGCACCAGCAACAUCCACAACAGCAAAUCAUGGUUCAGCCCAAUGCCAUUCUAGGGAAACCUGCCACCUCAUCUAUGGUCCAGAUUGUUGCAGCACCACAGCUUGUCGCAACCUGUGCCGGCCAGAUUUCGGGCACGGUAACAUCUACUUUUGCCACCACCGCCAAGCCUAUCUCCACCCCGAUCCCUAUUGCUUCCAAACCCACCAACUCCUCAGCCAUGCCAUCCAAUACUAAAGUGAGCCGGACAGCUUCUCUAGGCAGCAUUAGCAUGCCCUCGGCCACCAUCUUGCCCAGUACGCAGACAGCCAAGUACAGCACCAUUGUGCUGCAGGGCAACCAGUACAGUGGCAUGACCCUGCUUGACACCUCCAGCCUGACCACAGCCCAGGGACAAAAAAUCCAAGCUGGGAACUCGGGAGUGCACCACGUUAACCCACAAGGGUUCAUGACCACUUACCGCAAUGUUGCACCGCCUCCGCACACCAGUCCCCAGGCAGCACAGCCAGUACAGACUGUAGCCACUCAGCCAGCUCAUCACCUGGUGACCAACUUGGUGCUGAAGACCAAUGCCACGCCACCGGCAGGGGGAGGCCAUCAGCAGCAAGCUCAGGCACCGACCCAGACCCUGAGCAUUGCACCUUCACAACAGCCCACCCACGUCCGCUAUAUUUUACCCUCUGUCCAGGUAGUGCAGGCAUCUCCUCAAGGAGACAAGGUACAGAAUGUCCUGCAGAUGGCGCUACCAGGAGGAGCUGUGACACAGGCUGGCAUCCUCACUGUGGCCAGCAGCCCUGUCCCUCCACAAGGGUCUCACCAGGUCCCCAUGUCAGGAAAAAUUCAGAUCACACCUGCCAGCAAUAUACGCAAGGUUCUGACUACACAGCAGUCUGCCCAGCCCCAAGCUGUUAUCAGCACAAAUAAGGCACAGCAACAACAGCAGCACCAACAGCAGCAGGUUGCCAUGGUUACACAGUUUGUUGCCAUGCCACAGUCCCCAGCUAUUGUAGCCAUGGCACAGCCUCAGCAGGUGCAGAUCUCUGGAGGCUCCCUUGCUCAGCCUGUUGUGUCACUAGCAGUGGCACAGCACCAGGCACUGCCCCUGCCAUCACCGACGGUUGUGCAACAGCAACAGGCAGCCACCAUCACCGCUCACCUGCAGCAGCAGCAGCAAUCCAGUGCCCUCGCCACCCAUCUACAUCAGCAACCAGCAACGAUCACUGCACAGCUGCAGCAAUCUCAGCAACAACCGCAGCAGCGUGUUAUACUUCCCACUGCACCUAGGUUCAACUUCAUGUCUCAGCCACCAGGGACCUCCGUUUCCAUAGCAACAGCCCAGUCACAAAGUGCCAAGUUAGAAACGUUGCAGAUUGUGCCAACCAUUGUUGCUCAAGGCCAGCAGGUGCUGAUUCAUCCACAGCCAGUUCGCUCCCCUGCCUCCAUCAGCCCUGCACUGUCGCUAGCUUCACCUCUUCCCCAGAGUACUCCUCCCCACCAACAUCAGCAGCAGAGUAUCGCCCCCAAGCUGUCAGCUGCCUUACAGAAAAGCCCUCAGCAUCAGCCAUUUUACCAACAGCAGCAACAGCAGCAGCAGCAGCAGCAGCAACAAUCAGUGCAGCAACAGCAACACCAGCAACAACAUCCCAGAUCAAGCCCAAAGUUCUUUCAAGGGAGAAUGCACAUAAAACCUGCAGGAUUCACAGGGCUUUCUUCAGAAGGGAAAGGAGAAAUUGGCUACAUCAGUAGUCCUAAUCUGCAGGCCAAGCCCACCCGUGUCAAGGCUGCCAUUGUUCAUGUUCCCGUGGCAACAGAGAGCCUUCAGCGUCCACCACAGAGUCCAGCUCAGCGAUCUCGGCCAUCUGUUGGUUCACCUCGUCCCACACCCUCCCCAAACACUAUCUCACCAGUUCCCUCCCCUGGAGCAAGCCACCACCACUCCCCUCAAGCCCCAUCUCCUAAUUCUUCCCAGCUUCAUCAUCGUAUGCCUGUCAUGGCUUCCAGCCUUUCAGCAUCUUCACCUCAGCCCCACCAAGUGAUGGGUGACCUACCAUCUCCAGUUCCCAGACACCUGGGAGAUGCACGACACCCAUUGCCGCCAUCACCUCUGGCACAGCAAAUUUCAUCUGAUUUUGAUCAAAGACCUCUCAGCAAGCCUCCAACACCCAGCAUAAUCACCAACACCAACAACAACAAUAACAGCACCACCAGCAAUAACAACAUCAGUGGGGGGAAGAAGUUUGGAGAGAGUGACAGGAGGAUGACGCCACCGAGAAAAGAGAAGAAGACUGUGCGCAUGGACCUUCCAGAUCUGGAGGACGAGGAGGAGAAGCGAGAGAUCCCAAAGAGGGAUGUGACAUUUUCCUUUCCAGCAUCUGAUCAUGGCAUGGACGAGGAGAGGAUCGGGUCCAAUGCACUGGCUGCUUCUAAUGGAGGGGGUCACCAGCCAUCAAAAGCCAAGCACAAGCCCCCUCCACUGAUGGUCCCCCCUCAGGUGCUGCAGUCCACUCUUCCCUCUCCAGGCUGCAGUGCUAGCUCCGCCCCCAGUUCUGCUGUCAACAGCCCCCGCAAGAGUAUUUUCAAAAAGGUUAAAGAUGAUGGCAUGAACAGGGUUCUGGAGCAAGUGGAUUUUGAGCGGCAGUUUGAAUGUCUUCCUAAGUUUGUCCCUGAGGAUAAUGAGACAAGCACACCACUUCCUCAAAGUCCACGGGCUAUUCUCAACACAUACAAGAAGAAGAAGAAGCAGGUCUCCAAUUUAGUGAAGGACAACCCUGAUGGAGAAAGCAAGUUUUCCAGCGAAUCAGAAACAACAACACCAAAGACGCCACGCAGUGGAAUGUUCGAGGACACAAGGUUCUUUGGAAGCUCUUUCAACCUGGAGAAUAUUAAUGAGGAGUUCAAGGGUGCUUUGUCUGCGAAAGAUUUUGAUGGGGACUUGAAUUCUCCACGCACACCCAAAACACCCAGCUCACCCGGAACUUUCUCCACCCGACGAAUACUUGACCAGCGCAGGCAGCUAGUCAUGCAACUGUUCGAGGAACAGGGGCUUUAUCCCACCACUCCAGCUACACUGGCCUUUCAGGCCAAGCACAGCGACAUCUUUCCCAACAAAAUGUGCCUGCAACUGAAGAUCCGUGAAGUGCGGCAAAAGAUGAUGGCCAUGUCAAUGCAGACGGUGCGAGAAAUGGAAGAUGGCCAGCUAAGCUCAAGCUCGUCUGCUGGUGGUAGCUCCUCUGGUGGUGGUUCCACAACGACUGGUGGAGGGCCGGUGGGAAUGGACGGUUCCUCUUCCUCACCAAGAAAUUCCACUGCCACAGAUUCUUACACACCAUCCCCAUCUGCUGGUCAGAUGAGUGGGAAGGGGACGCAGCAGACGAUGGUGAGUUCAGGGCGUGGGGAGAUGCUCCCUCCUGCAUCUGUGCACCAGACGUCAUGAAAUUUUGCUAGUUUUGUUUUAUUCUGGGAAUAGUUAUUGAAAUACUGUAAAACCUACACACUCAUGAAGGAUUCUUCGUUUUCAUGAUGGGAUUGUCUGUGCUUACUUGUGAGAAGUGACUGCACACUGGGAAGAAAUCAGUCUCAGAAGCAGAUUGUUUUCUGUGUUGUUUCCUUGGGAGAAGGCAUCAGAAAGCAACAUUUUCACUGUUAGUUUGAUGUUAUCCUUCGCCACAUUGGGUGUCCAUGUUUCAGCACAGCUGUCAAGUAUAAGCAUCUCAGUGCCCAGAGGAACACUUUGACAGAGCGUGGAGGGUUACAAAUUUGUCUUUUGACAGAUUUCAUUGUAUGCCUGGAUGUGUACUUUCACACAAAUGGAGGCUAUGAUUGUUGUUGUUUUGUGUGUGUGUGUGAAAGAGAGAGACAGAGUGAGCUUAAAAAUAAGAAUAAUGAGGGAGAGAGGAUGCAUGCAUGUACGCAAGUGUUCCUUCAAAAUUACCUCCCCAUCCGCAUGCUCUUUUCAGAUUAUUUCUGUUCACAUAGAAACUGCUAAAAUGAAAUCGGUUCUUUGUAUGUCUGUAACAGUGUUGUCUAGGACACCACUUGUGAAGAGUUUUCCUGGUAAUUCUGCAACUGUAUUUGCUGGCUUGUUAGUUAAUGAAAUGUUUGUCCCUGUUUUGGUUUUAAUUUUAAUUGUUGAUCGGCGGUCACCUUGGGGAGGGAAGAUGCUAGCACAGCAUUUCUAUUUUGUGUUCUACACUUAUGUCAAACGUUUAAGUGUUGUUAAAUAUUCCCUCAAAACUGAUUAUAGAUCUAUGCUUACUGGCCUCGUUAGUGAACAGCUUAUAAAUUCACAUUGAAUUUGAAUGUUGAUGUUGUCCGCAGUUUUGUUGGUUUUUUAAAAAAACAUCAUUUGUUGGUGGGGAAAAAAAAGAUGUAAUUUGAAGGGCACAUUUACUCAGCACUAACUAGUUGUUUUUGUUGUUUCUUUUGGGAUGUUCAGUGUUGAAAUGCUGUUUGUAUUCUGUAGUCAGGAAGUUGGCCACACAAGGGUGAUUUUGACCAUUUUGAGAGAGGAACAGGGAAUUAGACUGUCCCGAGGACAUGAAUGUGGUGUUCCAAAGGAUUAUAUGCUGUGAAAGAAGAAGCAUCCUUUUUGGAUGAUAAGUGAUCUGCACUUCUUUUUCUUCUGUUUUUGAGCAAGCAAGUGAAAAAAUUUGUUAGAAAGAGUGACUGUGAGUAUGAGAGAGUCAUAGAAAUUGCAUUGUUGAUGCAAGAUCGGACAGAAUCCGACUAAAUGGGCUCCUCCUUUUUCUGCAGUAUAUCACAAUAUAUACAGUCUUCAUAUACAAUCAUUUGAUUCACAGUUCAGAUAGAUAAAGUUUGUAAAAAGUGUAUCAAUCCAUGCGUAUGUGCACAUGCACAUGCCUGCACACAUAGUGAGAGCAAAAUACGUUGGUUCAUGCUUCUGAAAAAAGAAAGAUACCUUGUAAAGUGGCUGGCAAUGCACAUGAUAAUGUAUGUAUAUUUAAUCAUGCAUUUUAGCUGGUAUAACCAGAACCUGGAGGUAUGGUCUUGUGCUUAUUAUGUCAGCAGUCUGUCUCCUACGGCCUUCUUUUACAAGAUGUUUAUCGGGUUUUUAUUUUUCUCACCUGUAUACUCAUCAGCAAGUGCAGGGGAGGGGCCAGUUGGAGGUACAGAGGGGUACAUGUCUUUGUCUCCCUUGUGGUGCAUGUUAGUAUGGUUUGAUUUUAGUUAACCAUCUGUGGUUCUCUUCCCAUGGCUGUGUUUUUGUUUGUUUCUGUUUGAUUUGAAAUAUUUUGGGCAAAAAUGGUUUUCUGAAUGCUUUCAUUCUUUAUUCUCUUUAACCCUGUGGCAAAAUUUAUUUGCUGUUGAUAUAAAUCAUAUUUUGGAUAUGAUCUGUUAAUGAGUGUUUCACGUUUUAAAGUAGGAUAUUGUUUAGACGUAUAGCAUGUACUCUCUGCUGAAAAGUGUUGUUUUAUGGGUUUUAAUAUUUCAGCGAGUAAAAGUUUAUGUAAAUGAGAUGGUUGCUACAAAUGUUGGGCCAGAACUUUGUAUCGUUUCUUGUUAAAUAUUGUUUGAAAAUAAAAUCAAGUAUUGUUCUGAACUUCAGUGGAUCUGUAAUACAUAUUGGUAUAAUUAUUGAUGUUACUUUUUCUUGAGCUCUGUGGGGAUGUUUAUAGAGUAUGUGUGUCUGCAUGUGUGUGCAUGAGUGUCUGUGUGUGUUUAUAAGUGCACAUCUACCUGCACCUUUUUUUCAUGUCUGUUAAGAAAAUCCAUUUGCAUGCAGCUGCUUGUAUUUUCUUGUUGCAUGUUUCAUUUUCAAAAUAAGUUUUUUUUUUUAAAGCGAAAAACUGCUUAUUUUUAAGAAACACAUAAUUAUGAACACUAUUCAGAGUAGGUGUGUGUCAGUGUUGUUUUUUUGGUAAUUUACUUUAAUCAAAAUCUUAUGUCAUCUACAAGUGCAUUCAAGAAAAGACUGAGAUGAAAGAAACUGAGUGUAGAGAAAGGACAAGAGGAAUAAUACUAUUUUUGAAAGGCUAUGCAAAGUGAGCGAGAGGGAGAGAAAGACCCUGAUCUAUUGUAUUCAGCUGGUUGUUCAUUGUGAAUCAGUCUUCAUGUACAUUGUUGCCAAAAAAAGAAGAAAAUAAAGAGGUACGACUAUGAACUACUGAAGGCUGUGAUUAAUAGCUUUGUAAGGAUUACAGCUUUUUCUCGGCCCUGUCUGGAUGUCAACUGUUGUACAUAGCAUAAACAACAAGCAGUUGGAAAUGUCCGAUGACAUUAAUUUACUGUUGCUAUGUCUGCUGUGCAAGCUGGUCCUUCUUGUCUCCGAGGACAGAUAACAUACUUUACAGUACCACCAAAACAGAUAUCUGUGAAAAAUGUCUACCCUUGUCAUGUCAAUUUUAUUUUUUUUUUAACAGAACACACAACUGGUGUGUAUAUUAAGCACUGCUAUACUUUGGUAGAUGCUGAGAAAACUUUUAUCCUUGGUUUGGAGAGUGACCACUCAAGCUAUGUAAAGAUGUACAUAUUGUGGACUUUGGCAAUAUUUUUAGUGCAAUGGGACAGCGUCCACUGGAUUUUGUCAGGUCACUUAAGGAGGUCUAGUUUCUGUGUAAGUGUUCUGCAUAUCCUGUCAUCCUUGGGAGUUGGAUCAGCAUGCAGAAUAUGAAUUGGUGUUCUUAUUAUUGUCUGUAGUGCCCCACCCCUACCCUCAUUUUCCAAGGGUUGGGGAAGGGGACUGGUGAGGAGAAGUGUGUGUGUUGUGAAAACAUGGGAAACUAUAAAGCAGGUGAUGAAUCGAGAGUGACUGGUCUCUUAGCCUACCCUUUCCCUCCAACAAGUGCUAAAGUGGAUCUAGAACAAGCAUUCUUUCUUGCGGAGAUAGAGACAGAACCCCCAAUCUUGUGAGCAGUGCUGUGUGAGAAUGUCCAGUAAAUAUUAUCAUGGGUCUCUUGUGAUUUUGCUUAGCAUUUGUGGAAGAUUAUUCAGCCUGGCACAGUCUUCUCUGGGACUGCUAGAUAUUUAUAUCAACCACUUGCAAACAAAUUUUCAGAGAGCCUGUUAACUGUGAAUUCCAACAUUCCAACAAGCCGUGGAAGCCUGUGAGAGCUAAUCAUACUGUUUACUUGCUUCUUCCAUCUCUGAGCAGAACAUCAAAGGAAAUGUUUUUGUGGAUUAAAAAAUUUACCAUACUGUGUGAUAAAAAUAUGGAUUGACUAACAUGGCUGCGAGGCCAGGUGUCUUGCCACACCUGCUUCCAGUUCUUUAGGCACCUACCUGGUAAUUAUCUAAUGCAGUUCAUUGAAAGUUACAGAAAUGGCUUGUGAUCACUGCACCAUUUGUCUGCUGCAAAAGAAAGCAGAAGCUGUUCUACUCCUAGAAAAGAAUCCGGUGAGAGUGACUUUUUUUUUCUUUUUUUAAAAAGCUUGUUUCUGGUACUGGUACUUUUUUUUUUGUGAGGAAAAAUUUCUGUUGGCCUGCCCACUAAAGGCUACAAAAUAUCCCAUAUUCAUGAGAGCACAAAGUGCCAUGGAGUUCUAAACUGCAGAUAGCAAAAUGCUAUGUUAAAAUAAGUCUGUCGGUAAAAGAGCAUAUCUGUUAUGUGUCUUUAUUGUAUAAGUUGUAACCAAAUUUGUAAACUGAUCACGCAGAUAUGUGGGACUGAACUACAUCACCAUUGAAUGUAUUUUCCAGUAAAAUCUCCAUGUUUGAAGAUGUACAUGAAUCUUAUAUGUUCCUGAAAAUGAAAAACUAGCCUCCAAAUAUUCUACAUUGCUAACUUUCUUCCAAAACUGGUGUUUAUUUGAAUUCUGGCAGCUACAAAUAGUUUUAUCAAGGUAUUCGAGAGAAGGGAUGGCACCUGAAGAAGACUUUAAUUUUCUUUAUACUGUCGACCUCUUGCAUACAAACUUACACACUAAGGCACACAAUGUGGUUUUCUUACUGUAAAUAAAUCACCCAGCUUAACGCUUGUGACUGAAACAUCCUUUGGUUCCUAGGAAUUUUGAAGAUUAGAAACUCUAGUUAUACACAACAUUAUGUUAUACUUUACUGGAACUGAAGGAGAUUGAUUUUUCUGAUUUUCUGGGGUAUGCAUUCCCAUCUGACCAGUAUACUUUAAACAUGAACAAUCUGAAGAAUUAAAAUGUAAGUCAUAAGCAAAGAUUUCAAUUUGUAGACCUGAAAGUUUUCCGUUAGCAAUCCAAUGAUGCAAAUAUGAGAAAUUUUAUUACUUUAGCAUUUCUUGCUCUCUCUUUGUGUGUGAGAGAAAGAAGAAGAAGAAAGAACUUCAUUGAUUGGGCUAUCAGCCUGUUUCAAGAAGUAGGUGAUUUUACAGAUGUAUAGAGAUAAGCUCUUAAGCCAUGAGUAGAUAGAAACACCAAUAAAUAUAUAUACCACCUGACAACCAUUACAUUAACACAGAAUGUCUUACAAACCAGUAGACAAUACUCUUUUGUGUUUGAAAUGCCUUAAAAAUGGACAGUGAUAAGUUGAACAGAAAUUUAGUGUUUGUAGUGCUUGAAACUAGAUGGCCAUCUACGAAGCUUAAUGAGUAUGAAUUUCUCUUGGAGACUUUGUCAGGCAAACAAAAAUAAAAACAGUUCUGACUCUUCGUUAUCAGGACAGAAUGGGCUUAUGUGUGCGAGAGAAAAUACUUCUAUUUUUUAUCUGUCAGAAGCUUACUGCCACACGGAGAGUUGAUUUGUUUGACAAGAGCUAGGAUUGCAGUAAGAAGAUGCCAUUAAACAUGAAAUUUCAGAUUGGUUGAUAAUGAGAUGGGGAAAACAAUUUGUUAAUUUUUAUUUGUUUUACAAUUUCCGUUAGCUAGCUUACUCUGAAUGUACACAUUCUUUUUAACUCCUUGAGGAUAUACCUUUAAGAAUCCAAAGAUUCUAUAAAAUAUUUUAGAAACUUAAAGUGAGGAGACUACAGUUUUUACAGUCCUCUCAGACCAUGCCAUUAUCAUUAUCUGGCUUUGAAAGAGUUCAUAAUCAUAUUAUAUGACGAUAAACUUUUACAUCCUUUUUUUUUGUUUUUUUUAAUUCUGUAGUCUGUAGUGAAAUUUUUCUUAUGUGCCAUCAUUAUUUACUUUUAUGUAUAGUCACUUUUGUCGACUGUUUUCUUUGUAUUACUGUCCUUUGAACAAAAUUUUCUUUCGGGGAUCACUGUGCCAGACUGCAUCACUUACAGCACCGACUUUGUAUGUCUCCUCCUAUUAGUCAAUGAAGAGGUAGAAUGCUGGGCAUAUUGUAAAAGUUCUUGUAACACCUGAAACACAAGGUGAUAGCCUACUCCUAAUUCCGUUUGUGAAGUAAAUCUGUUUAGCAAACAACGUGGAGUUAAAUGUGUUCACAAAGUAGCCAAUAGGUAUGACAACUGAUCUAUUUUCGCAGAAAGGCAAUAUAUAUAUACACACACACAAGCUGUCCAUAGUUUUUCCAUAAGUAUCUGUGUUGAAAUCAUAACCACAAAAUGUGAACUAUGAGUGUUACAGCCAGAGCUUCUUUGUAAAACUGGUUAUUUCUGUGUCAGACACAUGCUGGAAAGCAUAAAUGUAUCCUUCAAAGAUUUUGUACAUAAGUUUGUAAAAUAUUGAUUCUCCCCUCAACAUCUUCUAAAUGGCACUUCGUGAUAUAUAACUUUUGUAUAAAGAAUGUACAGAUGUAUAGUGUGCAUUUUCCUUUGGCUAAGAGAAGUACAGAGGGAAUAUUUCUUAUUUUUUGUAUUUUCAUUUGGGUUUUAAAAAAUGUAAUUUUUAUCUUUGCAUAUGUUUCCAUAUUUUGUUUAAAAAAGGAAGCAUGUAUAAAUGUUUAAUUUGAAGAAUUUUGCUGUUUGUGAUUGUUUCUGUAAGAGUAAAUGGCAGUUUUUUUGUUUUUUGUUUUUGUUCGGCAAGCUUGAGGGGUUUAAUAUUGGCAUGUCAUGUUUACUCCACAAGUGGUUGCUGGAUCUAUAGUAAUGAUAAGUAUGAUGAAGCUGUUUUCUGCUUGUUUAUAUAUUGUGAUGGUUUUAGUAGCUCGAUCGCUGCCUCUUGUCAUAACAAAAUCUGUAAUCAAAUUUCUUGAUCUGUGCACAAACUUGCAAUGGUAGUACUCGUACCCAACAGAUGGUCAGAGUCAAAUUAAACUACAGACAUUCAUGUACAUACGUAUACACACGUGAAUGCACACUCACACACACAUGCACACACGUGCCUUGAGCUUCUCGCAUCAUUUUGCAGGUAGCUACAGCAUAGUUCGUAGCAAGCUCUAAAGAUUUUUGGCUCAAGUUUGAUAGCAGAUACACACAGCUCAGAGUGGAACAUCAUUGUUUGUCAUCAUCAGUCAUCUCAGGUCAAAGGGAAUUAAAAUUUCAUUCAGACUUUCAUUUUGGAAGAAUUUCAAACCAUCCAAAUAAAUUUAGAUUAUGUGAAACUAGAUUCUGGAAGCAGAUGGAAAAAAAUUAGUUGCUCUUUGCAAACAGUUGUGUUCAUUGGCGAGAAAAGAAGAUAUUUGUAAUGGUGAUCCAGCUGUGCAAGAGAUGCAUUUUCAGUUUAUUUUGAAGAAAGAAUAAUUUGGCUGUGGAAAGUGUUCUGACUUUUCCAUAGGAAGACAAAAUUGCCUCUCAGUUUUGUAGAGUCAUUUGGGAAAAAGUUGCCUUCGGUGGUUGAUUUAUACUGCAAAUUAACUUUUACUGUAUCAGACUUCUCAGGUAGAUAAAGAUGGUAAGAAUGAUGUUAAAAGUGAGAAUGGCUAUUUUUUCAAUGACAGGCUUCAACAGUUGAGUAAAUGUUUCAACAGGGUAAAGAAAAGUUUGAUGAAAAACUGUGCUGUAUGGUACAUGAUUGAAGUCUGUUUUCUUAGUGAACCUGACUCCUUCAAACAAGUUAUAUAAUACCUCAUGAACUCUUUUUUUUUUGUGAAAGGUCCAUUAAAGGUUCUUUCGAAAAGCUCAGGAUACUACUGGCAUGCUUUUUCACUGGAAAUUUCUGUACUUUUGUGUUUGCAUACAUAGUUCUUACAGUCACUAAAGUUAAUUAUCAUUUUAAAGAGAAGAAAACACAUUUUAUCACUGAAAAUUUUGUCCUCAUCAGAAUCUGAAGAAAAAAAAAUCAUACUUUUUCUUUUUUACUUCUGUCUAAAGGGCAGGUCAUGCUGCAGUGUCAUUGAUUAUUGUGCUGAUCUUUCCAAAUACAGAUUUGACUGAACAUAUUGAUGUGGGCAUGAUCAAGUGAUUGAAAUGUAUAUUUCAGGUUUUGUGGCCCAUAAUGUAAUUAUGGGUUGUUUUGCACUGCAUUAUGAGGCUUUAAUGGGCCUUUAAUAUUUUUAUGAAAAGCUUAUUUCUCUGCAAAUAGUUAACCUGUUUUCAUAAUUGCUGACAAAGCUGUUGUUUUGUGUCAUUCAGAAGUUAAUUCUAAAUUUCAUUUUGUUUGCAUCCCUUUGUUGAGAGCUUUUAAUGGGCCUUACAAUUUUUUUAUGAAUGCUUGUUCCUUCUGCAAAUAGUUAAUCUGUUUCAUGAUACCAUUCUCUGAAAAAAACUGUUUUGCAUCAUUUAUAAAUUAAGUCUACAUUUUAGUUUGUUGGAAUCCCUGGGUAUGUGGCAAAAGUUCUGAGCAGAAGUUGAAGUAUCUUUUUGAAGUUUUUUUCCAACAAUGACAGAGUUAAGAUUUGGUGGGACCAUGGCGAUCAUCUCAGUUUAACCUUCGUGGAUUGAAAAUUGGAGUUUGUUAAAAGAAGGUUAUUUUUAUCUAACAAAAGUUAGGUGAGGUAAUUUCUUUGGCAUGUGCUGUCAGUGUUAGUUUGUUCUGAACCUAGUGUUGCCUUUUCCAGCUUGUUCUAGACAUCUUGACAUCAAAACAUCUUGUAGACAGUUGCCUGUCUCUACUUCUUUUAAACCUAGAGUUGCCCCAUCAAUUUGUUUUGGACAAUGUUGCCUUCACCCGUUUGUUUUGGACAUUGUAUUAUCAGUGUUUUACUAUUUAAAAAUCUGUAAGAUAAACAUCAUGGAAGUAACUAUUAAAAAUGCAUCAAAUUCUUUUCACAGUAUACAAAUUCUGGCAGAUGGAUUAUUUAGAGCUGUGACAAGGAACAUCUGAUUGACAGCUAAUGAGUGCAUGUAUGUUUGUUGUUCUUUCCCAUCCUCACUGCAUGCAAUCAUACCUAAGUUAAGAAAAUGAAGAAUCUUUUGUUAAAAGCACUGCACACUGCUUACUGCAGAAGGACUGCAUUUAAUGGUGUUUACACUAUUUUCUUUCUUUAAUUUUUGUAAAGGUUCAGUCUCUUCUUUCUGGGAACUUCUGUUUAAAAAAUAUUUUUAAAAUGUUGUCACAGCUUGGUCUAGUGUUUAGGAUGGAUCUUGUUCUUAAGCUUGGUCCAGAAUGGUGAAGAAUUAUUUACAAUUUAUGAUGGGAUGCUGUGAUGCCUGUCAUAGAGAAUCCUUUGGAGCUUAUGACUGAUCUAUUGGAAAAAAUUUAAUUUAAAUGUGAAAUUUAUAUUGGUCCUUGUAGCUUUGACUGUUAUUGCUGGGAUUUAGCACAGCAUGCAUCCUUGGACCUUUCACGAGGCACUGCCUCCUAAUAGCUCUACAAAAACAUAUCUAUUUUGUCUGAAUUUAGCAUUUUCUCUAUUUCUUCGUAGUCUUUAAAUUGUCCUCCAUGAGUAUGGCGGAAAAAAACUUGGAUACAAUUUUGUUCAUGGUCUCCAACCUGAAAACAAUGGCUCUUUGGCCUGGUGAACUGUCUGCUACUUUUCAUGAAUUUUAUGUACAGUUUGUGGUGCCAACAGCCAUUGCAUUUUUUUUCUUAUAGUUAACCUACUCAUGGCUAAAAAAGAAGUUUUGGUGUGCUCAAUAGAGGUAUAUUAUUUUGCAUUGUUCCAGUGAGAUGUGAAGAAAAAAAAACACCUAGCACAUCUUUUUUCUGAAAGCCAUUUUUUGGUCAGAUGAGGAUUAAUUCAUCUCAUCUAAUUAACAGAAACAUUUGCUGUUAAUGAAAGGAAUAUGACAAUAUUUGUGUCAUCUUGUGUAAUGUCAUCUUGUCGCAUUGCUCCCACUUAUGAAAUUUGCGUCCACAUAGUUUUCGAGAUUGAAGUGCAGUUUUGAUGAUUGGCAAGUCAGUGAUUAUUUUACAUUUGUGCUCAUCUCUGCCUAUGGGAGCUUUUUUGGAAGCAGAUUUCAUGGACUGUGCAUUGUGGAGCACAGAGAAUGGCAGAGGUGCAUGAGUUCUUACGCCUGUGGAUGUAUGAAUGCAGAUAGUGAUAGAAAGUGAUGAGUGAUAGAAUACCUGAUCAUAAAGUGUAUGAAAGGAAUGGAAACAUUCUGUUUCUGGAAAAAAAACGUGAGUUGGGCAUGUUUAUUGUGUAAAAUUAUACUUGUGAAGCUAAUGUGUAGGUGUGUGAAAAAUGUUCUUACGUGGUUGCAUGGCACUUUAUUGGAAAGAGAUAUUUUUCAAAUGUUUUUCAGGCUUCUCUUAGUCCAUGUUAUUAUUGUAAAAUCCACGAUCUAGUAACCAUUUGAAAUUUGUCACAAAUGUUACAAGCUGCAGACACAGGCUGCUGAUGUCAUUUCAUUGAAACUCUGACCAUUGUGAUCUAUUUCUGUCCCCACUUUUUCUUUCCCAGUAGAUGUUAACAUUGACACUGACUUUUACCUGAUACUAAGGUUAGUAUUUUGUAUCAUUUUGCAAGUAACCGUAAGGAAAAGAGUUGACCAGAGUUUAGAAUGUUAUCACUUCAGCUUUCAAUAAAAUUUUGGUGGUAGAUCAUUUUGCUUUCAGGCUGCCGUUGGCUACCUAGAAAAUCUCACUACUGAUUUUUUUGUGUCUAGGACAACAGUUGUUACCCUGUUGGUUGGAAUAUGAUAUUUGGGAUAAGAUAUGCAUAUCCUUUCAGUGUUCUCCUUCACUCCUCAUUGUAUAACCAUUCUAUCACAUGGCCUUGCUGGCUUGGGCAGUCCGGUGGUGCAAGUCUAGCGCUUGUCACCAAUACAGUCAGGGAUGACUGUCCUGGGUUCAGCUCUUGUUACAGACUUUCUCUGCAUGUAGCAUCUGUUUACAGGGCUGGCUGCCUUGCCCUGAUACAGCCUUAGUUGCUGGCUGGGUGUAAACCACCAAUCAUAAUCCCUCACUCUCCCCUUCUCCCCAACCCGGCCUUCCUUUUGAAAGGAAAAAACCAACUCAUGGUGCUGUCACUAGUACUGACUUCAUAAAACAGAAACUUGGGUAGAGUUAACCGUCCAGGUAAAUGUACUGUUUGUUGGGUGCAACUUGAAUGUGCGUGAAAAGUAUGUCUGUUUUUCUUCCAUGGUCAGAAUUCACUCCAGUAUGGUUAAGAUUGAAAUUCCCUCACAAUCUUUCAUUGUGUUCUUAAAGAAUUAAAACCUAAACUCAUUAGAGGAGUAAGUGUACAGGUGGUUAUGUGUGAUGCAUACUUGUAAAAGAGCUUUUGUGUAAUUAAUGCCUGGUGUGCUUGUGCCAGUGUGUGCUGUGCAUGAAAAGAUUUGCAAGGGAAAUUCCAAUUCCUCAUGCCAUGAACUUUGCUUCCAAUGGAGACUCUGAGGUAAAGGGGUGUUUGCAAUCUCCAAGACUUUGUGGACCUUGUCCUGUCAUUUGUACACAACUCUGAGUCUUUGGUACAUUUGUACUACAGCAGUACAUUACAGAGUUGAUAUUCUUGUAUCUAGUUUGGACACAAUCCUCCCCUGCGUGCCUCUAACAUGGCAACAUGUUUGACUUUUUGAAAAUUUCAUUUUUUUAUUUAAAUUUUUAAAAAUGCCCCACUGGCACCUCUGUCGGUGGUAUUGACCGUGGUUGUGUUGUCAACGUUACUGGAAAGUAAACAAAAAAAAAUAAAAACUGUUUGUAGCCCUCACAGCACUGAAGGUGAGGGUGUCACAUCAUACCUACACACACACAAAUGCCCUAGACACAAUUUAUUGUCCACCGUUGUUUUUCGUGCAUCCACUUUAGCAUAUCCAACAUGGCAUAGAAAUAAAUAUAUCGGGAGUUACA